This is a messenger RNA of Electrophorus electricus (electric eel), 2090 nucleotides long. RefSeq names its product protein SLFN14-like. The record is from RefSeq and is a predicted model, not a curated record. Lineage: Eukaryota; Metazoa; Chordata; Actinopteri; Gymnotiformes; Gymnotidae.
CCGGAAAUCAGUGAAUUGCGUUUUCUUAUUAAGAUAAGACACACUGACUUUGUCACUGUUGUUAAAAAGUUUAGAUCCUUAAGAAACAGAAAACAUCUUACUCUUCUUUCCGAUCUACUUGGGUUUUUCCAUGGAGCUUCCGGAUCUGUUAAUGUUCAAGCCUCAACAGGCCUAUAAAAUUUUGCCUAAAAGCACAACAUUUGGCGAAGAAGCAAGAAAUAAAAUGGAUAAACAGAAGAGGGAAGCAGAAAAGAGAGCUUUCCAGAUAUACAUCUGUGCUAUUUUAAAUUCUAAAGGUGGGGUGCUCAUUUGUAACAUUACCAAUACCAACUACAGUUACAAUGAACAUGGCAUCGGUCAAGAUCUAGAACAGUGUUUAAACACCUUGAUUUAUCCUGCACGAAUUGAAGAUUUCAUUCAGUUCAAACAGCAACAACAUAUUCUACUCACUGAGAUAUGGCCAUGGAAUCCAGUUGAGGGGCGAGCACACAUUUGCAGUGUUACCAGUGGCCUUUUUGAAAGAUCUCGAACAUUUACUCGGGCCAUAUUACCCCAUGCAGCAAAAGAUUUCUUUGAUAGACAGACAAUCAUGAAGACAGUUGAAGUAAUGGAGAAUAAUUAUAAGAAAGCUAAUUUGUUCUAUAUAGAGGCAAGAGUUUCCCUAGAUCAGACUUUAGAAUUUGGUGAAGAUAUGUAUGUUGAGUUCAAAAGUUUUUGCAGUGAAAAAAAGCUCAAAGAAAGGCUCAAAGAAACGCUUCCCCGGUACCUCUCCGCUUUCGCGAACUCAAGCGGUGGAUUCCUGUUCAUUGGCAUCGAUGACAAAACCAGAAAAGUAGUUGGUUGUGGCAAGGAUAUGGAUCGUAAUGAAUUACAGAAUAAUAUCAAAGCCAUAUGUGCUAAACUGAAAGAUAUUCACAUAUGUCAGUAUAGAAGAGACUUCAUGUGGUCUCCAGAGGUUAAGGUCUUUCCUGUUGAAGAAACAACAGCAUUUAUUAUUGGGAUAAAAAUCCCACCAGUUUGUUGUGCUGUGUUUGCAGAAGAUCCAGAAAGCUGGGAGAUUAAGGAAGGGACAAUAUCUCGACUUUCUUGCAGUGAUUGGGUGAAAAAAAUGACAAAUCAUGAAUCAAAAAGUCUGUGGGAGUUAAUCACACAUAACGUUAAUAAGUUAUUGAGUAUGUUUGUCUUACAAAGUUCUAAUAUAAUAAUAACAAAUAUAAUUAAAAAAUUGUAUACAAAUUUGUGUCCUAUUCCUACCCAAAGAAGGAAAGCUUCUUCCCUUCCCCAGCACCAAUAGUGACCAAUAAAUGAAAUAGAUGCUCUAAAAAACAGUCACAGACCUCAUUUAUUUACUUGUUAUAUAUCAAAAAUCGCUCUUCUCAGCAUGUCCUGCCUCUGUUUGCUCUGUUACAAGGAGGGAUAACUUCUAAAUUCAUACAAAACUGUCCAGUGUAUUCCAAACGGAGCUAAUGAAUUCCAUGUGUUUUUUUUUCUGCUGAGCUGCACAGCCCGUCAUCUACUGAUGCAAGAAGAGUCCCUGGUUGUUUGCUCGUGGGUCUGACCAACAUGGACCCUCCAGCUGUACCUGAUUAGCUCAUCUGCAUGUCCAUCAGAUGUGUCUGUCCAGCAGCAACCCUCCAGCUAUACCGGAUUGGCUCAUUUACCAGACCAGACUGCUCUGACCAGCAGGGACCUUCCAUACUUGAUUGGCUCAUAACCACUGCCAUUGGCUCUCUUGCCAGAAUGUGUGGACUACAAACUGAAUAAGUCCAGUAUUUUUGCCAAAUAUGUUGGUCAUUCCAUUUGGUUUGUUAGCUGCUUCUUCUUCUUCAUACGUUUUAAAGCAUGUUAAAGGUAUAAGCAACUUUUAUUUAUUUUGCGCUAUUUGCCAUCCAGUGUCAACCAGAGGAGGAUGGGUUCCCCUUCUGAUCCUGGUUCCUCUCAAGGUUUCUUCCUUCUGCUCUCUGGGAGUUUUUCCUUGCCACUGUCGCCUUGGCUUGUUCAUUAGGGGCUUGGAACUGGAUUCUAUGUACAUAUGAUCUCUGUAAAGCUGCUUUGUGACAUGUGGUAUAAAAAUGCUUUAUACAAAUACA